AUGAAGACACCUGUUGAAGUUCGACAGACCCUGGCGAAGAUAAAGAAGAACAAGGAAACCUUGUUUGCCGUAUUGCUUGCAGGAACAAGAUGGUACACUGGAGGUCUCGUCAUGCCGUUGACAUUUGUGAUUUGUCGACUGCUUUUGGACCGAUUGAUGGAGCAGCGCAUUUCGUCGAUCCAUAGAGGAAAACUUGCAACGCCUGAGCAAUUGGCUCAAGGUGAUAUGAAUGCACAAUCUCUAAUACAGUCAUACGAAGAGGCCAUGCGGAUGGUGGAUGCUGAAGCUAAGAAGAAUCGUGAUAUUCAGUUGGAAAUGGAAUUCAUCGACUCUGAGAACCAACGACUCAAGGCUUUGUUGGACGAAGCGAAUGCCCAAGCAAUUGUAUCACAAUACGACAGUCCUCGGGCAGCACCUAGUGGCAACUUGCAAAAGAAGAUUGAUGAAUUGGAAAAACUAAGAUCUAACCUCGAAGAAGAAUUGAAAACUGAACGCCAAGCCAAACAAGAGCUAGAGAGCGAGAAAAGAGAAGCGGUGGCAUUUCGUGAUGCCGAAGCAAGACAGAACAAAAUCUUCAAGAAGGAGAUUGAGAGAGUGAAGAAUGAUACUAAGAAGAUGAAAGAAAUGGAAACUGAAAUCAGCGAGAAGAACGAUCUGAUCGCCAAAAGGGAUAAGGCCAUUGCUCAACUGGAACAGGAGUCCGGCAAGAAGGAACAGAAGAUCGGGGAGCUCGAGUCGAAUAUUCAACAGCUGAUGGCUACCGUCGACUCCUUGAAGGAGCAAAUGGCAAAUUUGAACGAAAGUCUUGACAAAGAAAGACGUGUUGUUCAAUCUUUGGAAGGCAAGCUCGAGGAAACGCAGCAGAAGGUUACGGAAAAGGGACAACUCUAUGAUAUCAGCAUGAAAUCAUAUGGAGAAGAAAAAGAGAAAAACAGCUCGUUACAAACUAAAGUGAUCGAGCUGAAUGAUACCCUGGAUGCCGAACGUGUAAAGCUCCAAGAUCGGGAAGCAACCAUCGUUGCAAGGGAUGAUGUCAUCGGAAGGUUGAAAGGAUUCGAAUCAAAGUCUCAUGAACUGACUGAGGAACUAUUGUCAACAGUCAAUGAGCUCCAAGAUACCAAGAAAAGAAAGGAAUCCACCGAAGCUAAUCUUACUUCAACCAUGGAAAAGCUUUCCGCUGUCGAGGAAGAAAACAAACAGAUUGCUGUUCUCAAUGAGCAACUGGAUGCUCUCGAGCUUUGCGUGAGCGAAGGAGAAGCUGCACUGAUCGCCGAAAAAGCCAGCUUGAAAACGACGGCACAAGAACGUGAUGCCACAAAGGCCCAACUCGAAGACAUCCUUGCCGAGAAAGAAACUCUUGAAAACCAACACAAUGAGCUGAAGGAAAAGUAUGAAGUCGUAAGCGAUGCCAUGGAAUUGCUGGAAGCUGAAAAGAAAACGACCGUACGCCUGAAUGGAGAGGUCGACACCUUGACCAAAUCAUUGGAGGAUUCCGAGGCGAAGAAUGUUUCCUUGCAACAUACAUUGAACCAAAAGAUUACGAUCACUGAAGCCAAGGUAACCAUGCUUGCCGAGUCUGAAUCGAUGAACGCAUCGCUGCAACAAGAGAUCAGCGAUUUGAAGAAGCAAGUAUCCAAAAUGUCAGUUGCGUUGGAGGAUGCCGAUGUCAAGGAGAAGCGUGCUGAAGAAAUCGAAGCCGCAUUUGAAGCCGAAAAGGCAAAGAGUGCGCAACUGGAAAAUAAACUCGAGGAGACGACAACGGCUCUUGACGAAGAAACUACCAAGGCCAGUAAACUUGAAAAGACACUGCUUGACAACAAAAGAAUGAUCGAAGAGUCCGAAGCAACUAUUGGAUCUUUGGAAGUAUUCAAGCAAAAGGCAGAGGAAGAAAGUCAAAGGGCGGAGGAAAUGAAGACUGAGGUGUCUCGCUUGAACAACUACUUAGGCUCAAUGCGAAUAAGUGUCGAUGACCUGCAAGAGACUCUACAAGAGAAAGAAAACAAAAUCGCCGAGUUGAGCGCUGUGAAUGCUACCUUGACAACCGGAAAGGAUGAUUUGGCCUCCGAAUACACUGCAUCAAAGGCUGAACAAAAGCAAUUGCACGAACAGCUAGAGAUUAUGGAACGUAAAUUGAAGUUCGAAAAUGAAAAAUUGGCAACUCUGUCAAAUCAGAAUCAAGAACUCAAGGAAGUCAACCUGCAAAGCAAAGAAAAGCUGGUACAGUUACAAUCGUCAUUAUCAGAGAAGGAUGCGGCCAUUGAUAGCAAGGAUGAUGAGAUAGUCCAACUUCAAAACUCACUUGAUGAAUCGACAUCAAGGUUCACCGAAGAACGAUCUGUCGCCGUGGAUAUUGCCAAGGAUCUUCGAGCUAGGAACGAAAAGCUCCAGUUCAAGGAAGCAGAAGCUUUGGAGAAGUUGGAAGAACUGAAGGAAUCUUCCAAGGAAACUAUCCAAAAACUCAAGGCAUCCUUCGAAGAGACUAAAGCAUCACUACAGGAGGAACAAUCGAAGGUGCAAUCGCUACAAGAGAAACUCCGCUCCAAGGAAGCGGAAAGAGAUGAAGCAAUCGGUGGCUUGACCGAACGUAUGGACGGAGAAUUGGCAGACAUCAAGAAGCAACUUGCCGACGCCAAGUCCAAACAUGAGGCCGAAAAGGCAAAGGUGGUCGUUCUCGAAUCCACCCGAAAGGGAUCCCAGAAGAUGAUCCAUGAUUUAGAAGCCAUCUUGGACAAGAAGGAAAUUCUUCUUGAACGAAGAAUGGGAGAGAUUACAACUCUCAAGGAGUCCCUUGCGGAGUCAGUCAAACUGUGCAAGGCUAGAGAAGCACGGGCUUCUGAAGUCGAAGAAAAGGCAAGAAAGGGAGAAUAUUCGGCUGAACUAAUCGCCGAGAUGAAGACGAGAGAGAACCAUAUGAAGAAGAGUCUUGAUGAUGCAACCCAAAAUACUCUCAAAUUGAAAGAUAUGCUUCUUGCGUCUGGGGCAUUCCAUGGAUCCACCAGUAAGGGUCCAUCAUUAACUUCCCCCAGAGGCAAACCAACACCUGAGACAAUGAGUAAUUGGGGGAAGUAA
Cylindrotheca closterium is the source of this 3069-nucleotide messenger RNA. The record is from the annotation of a GenBank genome assembly. Lineage: Eukaryota; Bacillariophyta; Bacillariophyceae; Bacillariales; Bacillariaceae.